Messenger RNA from Corylus avellana, 997 nucleotides. Lineage: Eukaryota; Viridiplantae; Streptophyta; Magnoliopsida; Fagales; Betulaceae. The record is from RefSeq and is a predicted model, not a curated record.
UGAACGCCCUACGUUUUUGUAAUUCUACUGGUUUCAGAGAUGGACGCUUUGGGCGGUGGCCUUGGCGGCCUCUGGAACUUAAACUAUCCCUUCCGGCGAAGAGCAAAAGACGGAUCCAAAUCCAAAUCCUCCGAUUCCGUGGAAGCAACCAGCGGAGCCGGUUUGCGGUUCCCCUUGAAGCAAGCCCUCAUAGCUGGCUCACUCGCUCUAUCCGGCGACACAAUCGCUCAGCUCACAGAGCGUUGGAGAAAAGCAAAAGCUUUGAACCAUGAACAGUCUCUCUCUGAUCCUGAUGGAUUCUCUAAGGAUGUAAUGCGGACCCUCCUUUCAGACCAUGAUUGGCUCCGUGCCCUGCGGAUGACUUCUUAUGGGUUUCUUUUAUAUGGUCCUGGUUCUUAUGCGUGGUAUCAGUAUCUUGAUCAUUCGUUGCCGAAGCAAACGGCGCAGAAUCUAGUGCUGAAGGUGCUACUAAACCAAAUUGUGCUUGGUCCAUGUGUGAUUGCUGUUGUUUUUGCAUGGAACAACUUAUGGCAAGGGAAGCUCUCACAGCUUCCAGACAAGUACCAAAGAGAUGCUCUUCCGACAUUGCUUUUUGGAUUUAGAUUCUGGAUCCCUGUCAGUGCAUUGAAUUUCUGGGUUGUGCCUCUUCAAGCUCGUGUCGCUUUCAUGUCAACGGGCUCCAUAUUCUGGAACUUCUGCUUGUCUUCAACUAUGAACAAGUAAUUGAUCAACACAAGAGUUCAAUUAAUGCUUUGGUAUCAGCAUAUGGAACUUUGACUAUGAGGUUAAAAAUGUGGCCUGAAAUAUGGUUUACUGAAAAGCAGGGGACUUGAGAGUAGUGGUUUUAAAUCUUUCUCACCAUUUUCCGUUUUCUGCAACACAUUCUUAUCAAAAUUUGUUUAACAAUUCUGUUCUGAUGGAUUUGUCAACCUCUAUGCCCAAACACAGACGCUUUUUUGCUCGUGAUAGUGAGUGAAAUACGUAGAAGUGACGAUUU